This is a messenger RNA of Sclerotinia borealis F-4128, 1035 nucleotides long. NCBI's taxonomy places the organism in Eukaryota, Fungi, Ascomycota, Leotiomycetes, Helotiales, Sclerotiniaceae. The record is from the annotation of a GenBank genome assembly.
AUGAUAACAGCACCAGUCUCCCCACAUGAUCUUGAUCGAGCCUUAAAGCGCGACUCUAUGCCAUGCAAUAAUGACAUUUGCUACUCGCCUGCAACUUGCUAUGGACCCAUCGGUAAUCUUGCAGCAUGUUGCGAACCUGACGAAGAUUGCAACGUGAUCACAACCUGCUAUCCAUACAGCGAAGAAGGCGUCCUAAACGGAUCACCAAAUGGCAAUGCAGAAUAUUGCGACUCAGAAUACCCAUACUGUAUUACAUAUUUCUUCGCCGCUUACAGUGGUCUCGAGGUGAUCUAUUGUGACAAUACAACCGUAAACAGCAGUAUCAUCACAGCCACGUACAACUGGGGAAUCUCAACGACUGCCGCCCAAGCUCUCGCACCAAUCACCGUGACCCAGUAUAUUGUGUCUUCGAUAAGCUUAUUCCCCUCUGAAACGAGUACAUCAUCAUCUACAUCUACAAGUACAAGUACCACAUCAUCUCCAUCCACCGCCACUCCCACUCCCACCCCAGCGACAGCAGCAACAACAACAACAGUAGCAACCCCACAUCAAGUACUCCCCACAAGCGCAGUAAUCGGAAUAGCAGUAGGAGCAACACUCCUCGGUGUAGCACUGAUGAUAAUCGCAAUCUUACUAUGGCGACGUCAUUCAUCAACGACCAACAUGCCACCUGCUCCUUCAAAUCCAGAAAUCCAAGUAGCUUCCUAUGCAUCUCCAUCCUUAUCUCCGAACGCACAGACGAGUUGGGUUCCAGAGACGAUUCUCGGUGAGAAAUCUGAGAAAUCUCCCUCGUAUGGUUUUGAAGCAAGAAGGAUUGGUAUUCAGCCGGAUUGUCAGGUGGAGGGUGCGGGUGCGGGUGCGGGUGAGAGGGAUAGUGUACCACCGGCUUGGGCGCCUCCUGGAGAUGGGGUGGGAAAUGGGAAGGGAGUGGAAGUGGGAGUGGGAGUUGGAGUGGGACGGGGAGUGGAACCGGUGGUUAUAAGUGAGUUGGGGGGCGAGAGUCGGGGGGUUGGGGAUGGGGUGGAGGGGAAAUGA